ACUUAAAGAGCGGGAACCUCACCUCCAGGUUGCAAUUAAGCAACAGCAUCGCCCACUUAAAGCUGAUGACAAGAGUCCCCGGGAGUGCAGAGAGGAUACACUGGCUGCACACUGGCAGGCCCUCUGAAACACUUCUUUUUAAGUCACAAAAACAACAGAAAUCAUGUGCAGUCUUCUACCCCAAGACAACAAUGUGAAUUUAAAUAAGGAUCCACGCUGUGGAGACAGGAUGAAACUCACCAGUGAAAAGUUGCCCAAAAACCCUUUCUCGCUGUCUCAGUAUCCUGCUAAACAACAGAAGAAGGAGAAGCCUGAUUAUUACCGCCAUGCUAAUUUGGUGGAUACAGCAUUGCAAUUCCUGAAAGAAAGAAUAAAAAGAGGGGAUGCUAUGGCGUAUUUUCUAAGAGGUCAACUCUAUUUUGAAGAGGGCUGGUAUGAAGAAGCCUUGGCACAGUUUGAAGAAAUCCAGGAGAAAGAUCAUCAAGCAAUUUAUCAGCUAGGAGUGAUGUAUUAUGAUGGGUUGGGGACCGCUGCAAAUGCCGAAAAAGGAGUGAACUAUAUGAAGAAAAUUCUUGAUUCUCCAUGCCCCCAAACAAUACACUUGAAAUUCGCUGCUGCCUACAACCUUGGAAGAGCUUAUUUUGAAGGAAGAGGUGUGAAACGAUCAGAUGAUGAAGCGGAGAGACUGUGGUUGUUUGCUGCAGACAAUGGAAAUCCAAAAGCUAGCGUGAAGGCCCAAAGUAUUCUAGGACUGUAUUAUUCGAUGAAAGAGCCCAAAGAGUUAGAAAAGGCAUUUUUCUGGCAUUCGGAAGCUUGUGGCAAUGGAAAUCUGGAGUCCCAGGGUGCACUUGGUCUCAUGUACUUUUACGGACAGGGAAUCCGCCAGGACACUGACGCCGCCCUGCAUUGCUUACGGGAAGCAGCUGAACGAGGGAAUGUCUACGCCCAGGGAACUCUUGUGGAGUACUACUACAAGAUGAAGUUUUUUACAAAGUGUGUUGCAUUUUCCAAAAGGAUAGCGGACUACGAUGAGGUUCACGACAUCCCCAUGAUAGCCCAUGUCACAGACUGUCUCCCAGAGUUCAUCAGCAGAGGCAUGGCCAUGGCGUCUUUCUACCACGCACGGUGUCUCCAGCUUGGCUUGGGCAUUGCGAAAGAUGAAGCAGCUGCCAAACACUAUUAUUCUAAAGCUUGCCGUCUGAACCCUACAUUGGCGGAUGAGCUUCACUCCUUACUUAUUCGACAAAGAAUUUAGCCCACAAUGCAUUUCAACAAAGACCAUCAAUCCUAGCAGAUACAUCUGUUAUAUCCUGCAUCCCGUAAUAUUAUCCAGGGUGUUUUACAGAAGCUUUUCCUUCAUUCUUAUAUUUGUAUUCUGUAAUUUUUACAAACCAAACUUUGGACACCAAUCAAAUUGCUGGGAAGAGCCCUCAGAAACCCACCUCUUAGCCUGCAGAGUGGCCUGGACUGCCCUGAGUUUGAAAGCAUGCUGAGAGAAAGUACCCCUGUGCCUUAUUAAAUGCAGUGUCUGGAAUGACUUAGUACAGAUUGAGUCUUGUGGUUUCCCAAGUACAUGUGCUGCCAACUUAGUUAAAAACAUAAUUUGAAAGUUUCAUUCUUUAUAUUUUCUUGGACAUUUGUUUAAUGUUACGAAUUUUGCUAAUUUAAAAUGUACUGUUGUCUGAAUUUUUUCACAAAUUAAAUGAAGGCCAAGUAAAAUUUAAAGAUUAGACUUCCAAAUCCCUUAUGUAGAAGUGUAUAGUAUUUCUAUAACUUAUUAAAAGAGUCUUGCAGAUAACUGGCUAAUUUGUAAAUUUUUAAAAAUUGGAUUUAAGAAAUUACUUAGCAUCAUGUCCCUCCAAAUGUGCCCUCAAAGAUCUUAGAGCA
This is a messenger RNA of Phodopus roborovskii (desert hamster), 1887 nucleotides long. It is a transcript of the gene Lrp2bp, whose product is annotated as LRP2 binding protein. Bases 164 to 1255 code for a protein of 363 amino acids. The record is from RefSeq and is a predicted model, not a curated record. Lineage: Eukaryota; Metazoa; Chordata; Mammalia; Rodentia; Cricetidae. Gene Ontology annotation, molecular function: protein binding. The transcript has 10 exons.